AUGUGUGCUCUUGUGAACGGCGCCAAAGUGGCUGUCGUUGCUACUUCGUCAUCGCCUUUGACGUUGGUUGCAAUUAAUGUCAACUACGGCCAGACGAGAAAAUCAUCCUUGACAGGACACGCAGAGGCUUGUGGGCAGGAGUUGGACGCAGUCAUCUUGACGAACGCGGAGUCCAAGCUGGCGACGUAUUGCGUGGAAGAAGGCGCUCCUGCGCCAGCGCAGCGCAGGUUGAAGCCGAAGCUAUUCUCCGCAAUCUCCGCAAUGGUUGCCAGCGCAACACCUGAGGAGUGGUUCCAUCGACGCUCGGGCGAUUGGAACCAGGUCCGAAAUGCUGACAAGUUGCCUGGAGACUGGUCUGGCCGAUGCGGGUUUGGCUUGCUGGGGAAUUUUGAUGAGGCCUACGACUUCCUGCUCAGCUUGGGUCUCUUGUCCGAUGGGCCUGCAUCCAAGGAGAAAGCCAAGGAACCCGUACCAGAGUGCCUUCAACAAGCUCUUGCAGUUUGGAACCAGCGCGCCACGAAAACGAACGGGCGCUAUGGAGAGAAGCUUGCUAGAACCAUUAGCAUGGGGAUCACUUGCAAUAUGCACCCUGCGCAAUACAUCCCUAUAUGGAAAGAGGCGAGGAGUUUCCCGGCACCGAUGGGUUCCCUCUCACACGAAACUGCGGAACUGCUGGGCAUAGCCAAAGAGGCUGCUUCGCCAGAUGCUGCUGCUCAGGAGUGGAAAGACGUUGGUCUUGAAGAAGAAAAAGCAGUGCAGCUCACCCAGAAUGCAGCGGGCGACUAUGUCCCACCAGAAGAUGGGUACCCUGUGAGGCUCUUGGAUGGCAAGAUGAGCCGCCUACGGUUCAAACGUUCUCCUCCAUCAACAUCUGGGUUUGAAGCUCAGUGGCGCGUUGCCAACAGAAGCUUUGCCAUUCCAGCAGAGUGCUCCCUGAUG
Durusdinium trenchii is the source of this 939-nucleotide messenger RNA. The record is from the annotation of a GenBank genome assembly. Lineage: Eukaryota; Dinophyceae; Suessiales; Symbiodiniaceae.